This is a messenger RNA of Ostertagia ostertagi, 708 nucleotides long. NCBI's taxonomy places the organism in Eukaryota, Metazoa, Nematoda, Chromadorea, Rhabditida, Trichostrongylidae. The record is from the annotation of a GenBank genome assembly.
AUGGUGCCUUUCGACCUUGACUAUCAACAAACUCUUGGAUCACCGUUCGUCUCUUUUAUCGAUCUGUCAAUGAUCAAUGAGCUUUAUGGAUGCAAAAUGGAUUCAGCAGCUAAUGAAUAUGCUGAGAUCAGUUGCAAAGCUACGACUUCACUCUUUUUUCAGUCUCCUAACGAAACAGAAAUCGAAAUUAUCCUUCUGAGCUUUAGUAACAGUUUUGAUAAUAAUGGAUGUGUGUACGAUGGUGUAGAAAUCAAGACAAAUCAGGACCAACGGCUCUCUGGCUAUAGGUUCUGCUCUAGUAGCGCAGCCGGGACUCAUCUUCGUUCUUACACCAAUCGGGUUCCCAUAAUCACAUGGAACAGACUCUACAAAUCGGAAAUGAAAUUGCUGUACCGCCACGUUCCGGCUAGCGAUCCUCGUCUACCUGCUCGAACAAUUCGACCACCUACGAACUCCGACAGAAUCACUACCGAACUACCUCUUCCUGCUGAUUUCUGGAUCUCUGGUGGAGUAGCGCCUCUUCCGGCCGAGUUCUGGACUUCUGGUGAAGCAGCGCGCAUAUGUGUGGACCAUCCAGAGUGUUCUCUUCAUCUUGCUGCCGUAAACUUCUGCAAUAAUGACCACUUCACCAUUGCGCAGAAGAGGAGCUAUUGUCCUAGAUCAUGUAAUCUGUGCACUACUCCACAGUCUAUCAACUCCGCCGCUUGA